Molecule: messenger RNA, 8204 nt
Organism: Biomphalaria glabrata
Lineage: Eukaryota; Metazoa; Mollusca; Gastropoda; Planorbidae
Product: leishmanolysin-like peptidase
Exons: 17
Coding region: 222-2234 (670 amino acids)
Biological process (GO): proteolysis; cell adhesion
Cellular component (GO): cytoplasm; membrane
Molecular function (GO): metalloendopeptidase activity
Source: RefSeq, a predicted model, not a curated record
AUGAAGAUCUAGAUUAGACGAUUAGUAGAUAGAUCUGGACUCUAACUCUAGAUCUAUAUUAAAUAUUAAUAUGAUAGAUCUAUCUAAUAGGCUAUUUAUUUUAGGUGUGUGAUGCAUAGAGACUAAACUAGAGAUCUAAAGCAAGAGCCUGAAGAGUUCUUAAGUCUUCGCAAUGGUAGUGAAAAAGAAAAUAUCCAAGUGAGUGAGGUAGUCUGAAAGCAAUGGGUUGCCUGAAGCAGUUCUUUCAAUUUCCUUUUUGGGUCUUAAUUUUCAACUUCUUGUUUGUCUUGCAAGCUGGAGUUCCACGCAUAAGGAAGGAAAACCACUGUCAUCACACAGUUGGUCGACUUCAAGACGAUGUGUUUUAUAACGUCCAAUUGGACUCAGAACAUGUGAUAAGGAAACGUGAUGCUGACCAACCCCUCCGUAUUCACUUACACUUUGAUGACAGUAUAUCUGAGUUGAGUUUGGAAAGGCAGAUGGUCGUUAAAGCUCAUGUACAGGAAGCAGCACAUUUUUGGGAGUCAGCCCUCAAUGUUCGUCGCUCUGCAACACCCAUCAGACUUCGCCGAACAUGCAUGUAUGGUGUUAGAUACAAUAAAAAUUCAACCUAUUGUUUGCAAAGCUGUAAGGAAAUAACUCUGUGUGGUGCUGUCAGGGUUCCCGAAAAACAUCUGGAUGUGUGUAGGUAUUGGGAUCGAAACUUACAAACCUACAUAGAUGAUGUGUCCUCAUCACCUGGGAUUGAUGCAGAUUUCAUCCUGUACGUUGCCAGCAAGCAUUCAGAAAGGUGUCAACAAAAGGAGACCAUAGCCUUUGCAGCUCAUUGUCAGCAAGAGGCAGCUCUUGAUAGGCCUGUGGCUGGCUAUUGUAACAUAUGUCCCAGCAUUAUUUUAGCCUCUGUCUACAAUACUAAGCAACUGCUGACUACCAUCAAGCAUGAGAUUCUCCACGCUCUGGGGUUUACAGCUGGACUUUAUGCAUUUUAUCGCAAUUCACUUGGUGAGCCUCUUACUGAAAGAGAUCCUAUAACUAGACAACCAAGGAACUUCAGUGCUCAAAUGAAUGUUUUCUUAAGCAGUACCAACACAGUGAGAGCAGUUUUCAGACCCAACUGGCAUCAAAUUUCGGGUGUAGCAACCAAGAAAAUUUUCAUGAUGGUCACACCAAAGGUUGUGGAAGAAGUCAGACUUCAUUUCAACUGUUCUUCUCUGGAAGGUGCCGAGCUUGAGGAUCAAGGUGGUGAUGGCACAGCCGUGACCCAUUGGGAAAAGAGAAUUUUCGAGAAUGAAGCCAUGACAGGAACCUACACACACAACUCUAUAUUUUCAAGGAUUACAUUUGCCAUGAUGGAAGAUACAGGUUGGUACAAGGCAGACUAUUCCAAAUCUGGUGAAUACGAAUGGGGUAGGAAUCUUGGCUGUAAUUUUGUUCAGGACAGCUGUUAUGAUUGGAUCAAUGAAAGACUGACUAGAAGGGAGAACAUCCAUCCAUUUUGCAAUCUGGUGAAGAGAGGAGAACUCUGGACUGAUUGCUCGCUGGACAGAAAGUCUGUUGUGAUCUGCAAUCUGGUAGAGUACAAGCAACCUGUCAGUGCUAGAUACCAGUAUUUUCAUUCUCUUCCUGGUAUUCCAACUGACUCUGUUUCAAGAUUUGCUGGCUCUGUAGAACUGGCUGACUUUUGUCCUUUUUUGCAGGAACUGAGCUGGUUGAAUGAAUUGAAUGUUACAGACAGAGGCUCCAACUGUCAGGACUCUAAUAAUAAUAUAAGAGAUGAAACAAAGAACUAUUUUGGAGAGCUCUAUAGCAGCAACAGUCUCUGCUUUGAACAUGCCAGCAAGUGGUAUCUACACCAGUGUGGCUCUAUACGUAGUCCUCAACAUUCUGGAAGUGGCUGUUAUCAGUAUAGCUGUGUGGCUGGCAUUGGACUUGUGAUUCAUGUACACAACACUACCUAUCAGUGUAAAUAUACCAAGCAAGUCAUUAACUUUGUCUUCAAGUCCAGUACAUAUUUACAUCAAGGAAGCUUAGUCUGUCCCAACUGUUCAGACCUUUGUCCAAGCAAAGGUGUGAUCUGUCCUCCAGAAUCUAAUCCAUCAGUCUUUCAUGGCAUUGUAAUAGACCAAAGGUCACUGUGUAACUAUGGCAACAGGACUAGGCAACAUAAAGUCUUUCUAUUGUGGAUGGUACUCUUAUGUCUAACAGUAAUAAUGCAUCAUUUGCUAUUGACUUGAUUACACAUAACGAAUGCUGAGAUCUCCUGUUGUGUCUGGUGGACAGCUGCUGAGUAAGCAAAUUUUUGCUGAAUUCAUCAACAUGUGUAAUUCUAGUUAUUUCAAUAAGUUAUCAUAAUGGUUAUUGAUGUCAGGUGACAAUUUUAUAAUUGUAAUCACACUGUCAUACUACAUAUCACAUUGGGGCUUAUAUCUUGUCAAUAUCGUGUUGACAAAUUGUACUUAAUCAAAUCUGGCCACAUAGUUUUAUUCAAUCUAAAUUAUAUUUUUCAAAGCUUAAUGGGUCUUUUGUUAAAACAGGUAAAAUUUAGUACUUAAAUAUAUUUUAUCUGUUGUUUUUUUCCUGUCAUUUAUGGAUACCUAAUAUUUAAUUGGUUAAUUUAAUUUUUUCAAAAGUAUUACUUUGAAGCAUGUUUAAAAAGAAUCAUAAAUUUGCAUAUCAUUAGAUGAAAAAUAAUAACUCCAGCAUUAUCAGCUGUGUAAUAACUCACAGCUUCAACUCAUUACCACAUAGAAAUUCUUUGUAGCAGCAAAGUUUAGUUCUUUGUGACAAGAUUUGACCCACACACACUACAGUACAUGUUACAUACUUGGCCUUACCAUUGAAAUGUUGAAUUUACUAUUCAUUUAAGAGUUAUUAAAGUGUUGUUCUAUUAAAUAAUGUCCCCAUUGGUGAUGUCACUUGCAUAUAACACUUUUGUUUUUAUUACAUUUUUUGUUGUUUUAAAAACAUGCAUGUUAGUGAACCAAGCAUACACAUGUUAGUGAACCAAACAUACACAUGUUAGUGAACCAAAGAUACACAUGUUAGUGAACCAAGCAUUCACAGUUAGUGAACCAAACAUACACAUGUUAGUGAAUCAAACAUAUUUUUAUAUUUAAGCUGAACAUUAAGAGAUAGGGUUGGGCAAAUGAAAACUUGCAGAUUAUUAUUUUAAGAAACUAAAGUGUAUGAGGAUUGUUUUUAGAAUCUGCUAGCCACCCCUCUUGACCUGCCAAACUUUGAUUAGAUCGUCUUGCAUCUAAGAAAGAGGCUUUUCUGUUAAUUAAUAAGUCAUUGUUUUAUGGUUGUGUCCAUUUUAAGAGAUGGUUUUUCUACAAGCUAUUUCAAUAGAAAAAUAUCAGCAUCAGUCAUCUAAUAACCAUUUCAUGCAGGUUACAAUAGUUCAGUGUUUCCCAAACUUUUGACAUAUGCAUACCCCUUCUAGAAUUUUCUAAACAAUCAGUACCUCUCUCUGCUCCCCCUUCAAAGUAUUUAUUUUAAUAGCACUCAAUUUUCUUUUGUAGGCUUGCAUUCAAAAAAUAAUAAUUACUUCAUCACAAUAAAAUAUUCAAUUAGUGAGUUUAUUUUUUGCAUGCUUCAGAGAUACAUCAAAUACAUUCUGAAAAAAUUAGAAACAGUGUUUACAAAUAAAAGUGGGCAUGGCGACGGAAGUUGUAACAUCCCUAUCCAUUUCCGGAUCUUUGUAGAAGAAAGUAGUCUCCAAAUGUAAAAAUAGCACAGUAUUUGAGUUUGUAAAAGCUUAAAUAAUAAAAAAGGAUUUAAAACUUAUAAUAUUUUAUUCUAAUUUAUAAACUGAAUGGAUAUUUUUUUAAAAAAAUCAGCAUAGUUAACUAUGUGCAAUGCGUACACCCUUCAAGCUCUUCACGUACAUCUGGGGAUACACGUACCCCACUUUGGGAUACACUGCAAUAGUUUGUUGGUGUUUCAAUGUAUUUCUAUGUUGAAGUCAUCACAAUCUUCAAUACUGUUUUGUGCCAAACAAAUAUUUUGCUAUUUAUUUCUAGCUUUGUUAUUCUUUAUUGUAGUCAUUAUGUGACUGAUUUUUGUAUGUGUGACAUCAUAUGUUUAAAUAUAUAUUAUGUUCUAAGAUGUUGGCAGAGCACUUGCUUUCCUUGGAAGGUUGCCUGGUCAUGUGCUGUAUGUAAUAAUUUUCAUUUCUGAAUGAAACUUGUACAACACAUUGCUAAAACAUAGCAGCAACCUGGAGUUGAAAUCUUUGUAGAAAUUAUUUUUUCUUUGAGUUCAGAAAAUGCAAGCAGAAGUGAAUGAGAUCAAUAAAAAAAAAACAAGAGAAAAUGGAACUAUUCGCUGAGCUGGACGCUCAAUAUUCUCAUUUGCUUUGAACCUCAGAAUGUAAUGAAAUGUAGAUAGUAAGAAAGGUUAUUGUUAGAGGUAACUUUUUUUUUUUACAGAAUUUUUUUUUUAAAUUCUUUUUAUAAGUGCCAUAACUAGUAUUUAUAGCCCUUGUGUUCACCAGAUAAAAAAGAGCACUGGACAAUUGUAAUUCAUAUACAUAGAUAGAGCUUUUUUUAUUUUUGUUAAAUUAUUACAUUCUAUCCUAUAUUUGCAAUGUAUCAAAAGUUCACAAUUUUAAACAUUAUUUAUAUCAUGUAGCCUAUAUAUUGUGUGGCUGUUAUUUUGCAUACAACUUGAAGCAUAUAGUUUUAUGCUUAUUUUAUAUUAUAAAGAUAUCAAUGCUUAUAGAAAACUUGGGGUAGUCCACUACUUUUUGUUUCAUCUAGCCAGCUUUUUGAUGCUGAGCUGUUACACCACACUCAAGAUGAUAUUUGAUACUAUGGGCAUUUUUGGCACAUCAGCACAAUUUAGGGCCAUGAAAGUAGUGUGCUGUACUUCUUAGCUGAUCUGCACUUACCAUACAAAGUGUUGGUUAAGCUGGAUGGUUGUGAUAAUAGAGUACAUCUGAGGUGAAUUAAAUUGGGGCAUUCCAAAAGGGUAUCAUUAACAGUUUUUUAAGGCUGGGGACAGUGUAAUAGGCAAAUUUGUACUUACGGUCAUUUAUGUCCCUAUAAUCAUGAAUUAAAAAUAACCAUUUUUCUACUUGGGGCAAUAGUUGUGGGAUGCAUGGUCGAGAGGCUAUGUAUGCUUGAACUUGACCUGGCUUGGCUAUGAAAGGGGCUUGAGGUUUGACACCCGACUCAAGCACAGUUGUGUUUACAAAGCGCCUAAAGGCAGAACUGAAAAACCUUCUCCCAGAUACCCACCUACUGGUUCACUCAUGAGAUUGGACCUUAGCACUCUGAGCAUGCUGUAAGAAUGAAAGUAGUGCUACAUAUCUAUGGCCUCCUUCAGUUGGGAAGCGGCUAUUGAUCAUCUUAUGGAAAAGAGAUGAAUGCCUGGGCAUUAGCUGUGGUCGGAACGAUGUAGCCCACACAUCAGUUCCCCCCUCUCCACGCAGCUGAUGUAUUCAAAGGAACAGCAAUGCCAAUACAGUUUGGGGUCAGCGACGUUGCAGGCUGCCAGGGUGUAGCUCUGGGUGCUGCAAACUGCCUUAGGGUCACCAGCUCCUGAUUUUUCCUCAGGAUUGACUAAAGAAGCCUUUCCCAUGAUUGGGUAUAGCAGCAAGGCAACAGAGGUUUGAAUUCAGAGUUUUCCUUCUCCUAGGUGGGUAGCCAGCCAUGGCUAACGAGUCCCUCCUGCGCUAUGUAAAAGCUAUAAUAAUAAUAGUAGUUUACAGGAGUACUUUAAAGAAUACAAAAAUAAAUAUCUUUGUGUCUAUUAGUGGAAGAGAAAGAAGUUGUUUGGGGGUCCUCCUCAUAGAGCAAGGCAGUUAUUUAGUAGUACUAUGAAGGCAUUCCUCAUGGUCACUGUCUUUGGCUAUUAAAAGGGAUCAAAAGCCCAGAGGUCAACACUUUGGAUAAUAAUCUCGUACAUUGAAAAAAAAAUUCAUACAGAAUGGGGAGUAAAGAGUUCCUGGUUCAUGCCUGUCCACUGAUAGAAAUCCUCCUUUGUGGUCAGAGGGCUCCGGAGGGACACUCCAGCUCUUAAUGAGCAUCAUUUGAGAUUGUUGUCUAGUUCUUCAAAAUUACUUCGCUAAGAAGGAAGAUUAGGCUGAGUAACCCUUGUUUAGUGUUAGUCUUACUUUAGUAGUAUCCAUAUAGUUUGGUUAACCUCAAAACACGUGUGUUAGUUCAGCCUCAAAACUUCAGAAUUGUAAUUCCAUUUUGUAUGCACUCGUUGUAAAACAGCUCAGCACUUUCAGGGUUAAAGUUAUUAAAGUGACAGUAUUCUGAGAAUAAAAUUGUGUGUAAGUAAUUUAGAUAAUAUCUUCCUCCCAGGUGUGGAAGAUCUGUUGCUUCUAGUAUGUUUAUACUGGGGCACAUAUCAUAAUGAGGAUCACAGAAACUGUUCUGCUGUUGUUGUUUUUAUAUUAUUAUUUUUUUAAAUGUGAAUGCAUUUAGGCCUUCAAUGCUGUUAAAAGAUGCAAUAUUGUUCACUACUUACCUCCCUUGGUUUCUGGCCAGUAGAAUAUUUGGUGCUAUUUAUGUCAAACUAAGGUCUUAUUUAUUUAUUUUUUAUGUUUCAAUAGUUGGAUCAUCUGUUGUGUUUGCUUAUUAGUAUGAUUCUUUAUGUCAUAAUAUAUUUCCAUGACAUUUUGUUUUAUUUGAUGCUUUGAUGUUUACACAUUGUCUUCAUUCAGUUGCACUGAAUUUCUACUUUUCAGAGAGUUAGGCCUUUAUGCAGGCUUGGAUUUAUACAGUAGACAAUUUUAGGCCUUACUUAUCCAUUUACCAAUCCUUCUAUUUCUAACACAUUAUUAGCAUUAAGAAUGUCAUUAGUAUGCUAAUUAUUAAGUCAAUUAACUUUGACAAACAGAUAGUUAUUUUUUUUUAUUGAAGUUUUUCUUAAAACCCUAAAAAUUAAAGUUGUCCCCCUUUUUUUCUGCUCAUGUUCAAGAAUAAUAUUUUAAAUAGUUACAAUGAGGUCAACAAAUAUUAUUUCUAUGAAAUGAUUUGACUUGUAGCUGUACUUAGUGUCCCUUAGAGCUUCCUAGAUCUAGUAGGAUUUCUUUCUUUCUCCAUAAUAGAAAAAUGUUAUUGAUCAAGCUUAAUAUUCUGAUUUUCUUUGAUUCUAGCUGUUUUAGUGAUGCUUUGUUUUCUAAAAAUGUAAGCAGUUUGUCAACUAUGUCUUGAAUGUUCAACGCUUGUCAAGCUGCAUCUAUAAGACUGAACUUGUUAGUUUAAUUCUUGCAUUCUGAACUUCUCUGUAAGUAUAGCUGACACCAGAAGUCUUAAAGUGGAACAUUACUUUCAGAUUUUAAGGUCAUCUAUAUAGGUCAGUGCAUUUAUAACCAAAUGCUGAAUCUUAUCCAGAUUUUCACAUAUCAAAUUUCCUGACAUGACAUGACCAAGCCAAUAAAGCUGGCUGAGUAGUCAAGAGCUUGGCUGCCCAUGAGGAAUUCACCAGUCUGAAUCUUGCUGAAAGGCACAAUUUGAUUUUUAGAUGUCCCAGAGUCCAGCCAGGUCUAACGGGUACAUAUUAUUUGUUCAGGAAAAUAAGGGUAUUUUGUCAUUGUGCCGGUCACAUGUAUUGCUUGAUCUUAAAAGGAAAAACAUUUUGUGUAAAUAUAUUGUUUAACAAGUUGUAAAGUGAACAGUUUCAAAAUCCAAAAUUGUAUUAUUUAUGUCAAAUCUUUUUGUAUAAUUGGCAUUUUUUUGGUUCUUUUUCACCUUCCAGGCCCCAUCAUCUACAACAACAAAAAAAAAAAGCUGCUGCUUCUCUAGCUUAAGAAAAUUCAGACCUGCCAGUUAGAAUGAUUCCAAAUUGACUCUUUAUUCAUUGAUCUCAUUUGGCUCACAAAUCCACUUAUUAUUUGCUUAGUUCAUUUUUUUGUUAUCACCUUUGAAAACCAAUGAAGACAAUUGAAGAUUAGAGAAAUUUAAAAGGGAUUUGGGGCUAUGAGUAAAUGGAGAUGAAACGUUGUUGGUCAGGUUAGAAGUAUUUAUUGACAUUUUUAUUUUUACUUCUUUUCAUUUAAUCCUGAGACUAGAAUGCAACUGCUUAUGUAUUCAAAUGUAAAUAAGUGAUAUGAAAGGAUAGUUUCCUUCUGCAUUGUUUGCUUGAUACUAUAUGUCAAACAUUUUAUAGAGUGUGUGAAUCAAAAACAAUUUUUGUGAACAAAUUUUCAUGACAUACUAUGGCAAUUAAAAACAUAUUGUAAUUGUUUU